UUGUGUUGUUUAUUAUUAAUUUAUGGUAUGAUAAGCAUAUACAUGUCGAAAAAAGCACUUAAUCUAUACUACUUCAAUUUACAAAUGAGCAAUACAAAAAAGCCGCUAAAUUGUUGUUUCAAUUUACUUUGACAGUUCACUAAAUGUAAACAAAAAAAAAACUAUUGGCGAAAUUCUUAAAAUAAAAAAACUUAAAAUGUUACCAACAGGUAAAAUAAAAAUACGUAAUCUUAAGGAGUUGCAAGACGACAAUAUGACCUCACCCAAAAAUUGCCUAACUCCUUUAAGAAAGCGCAAAAAUCCAAAAUCGGCCACAAAAAGUAAACACUUAAACAUGAUUGAUCAUAGUCAUAAUGAUGCUGUCGAGAGCACAACAGUAAAUUCUAACGCAACACUGACGAAAACAGCAAUAAAAAAACUAUCGAAAACUGCCAUAAAAGAAACCCCCUCUAAUCAGAAACGUAUUGAUUCAUAUUUUACAUCCUGCCCGAAAACUUACGAAAUAAAAUUGCCCAAAAAAGAGCCGCUCACACCGUUUGAUAAAACAAAUUUAAAAAUAACUGCAAAGAAAACUAAUAACAAAACUGCCGGAAAAACAAGAAAAUCACCUAAACGCCCAAAAACCGGACGCAAACGUUUAUUUAGCGAAAGCAGAGAACCUAAAAAUGAGAGUAUGUCGGAACUAAGUUCAUUAAGGGGAAGCACAAAAGUGCAAACCGAAUGUAUAACCAUCGUCGAUUCGGAUAGUGAUGUUGAUGAAACAAAUGUAAACAAUUCUAAUCUAACUAAAGAAAACAGACCUCCAGUUACACAAGCAACUAUAGCGGAUAACCCAGUUUCAGAUGUAACAAUUGCUGCUGAUAAUACUUCAAACUCUCAAGAAUUUACAUCUUGUACUACAAAUUCUUCUUUAGAUUUUGGCUUAAGAAUGUCACAUACGAGCCGUGGAAAAUCUACCUCUAACAAAAGCACCACUAGUGCCGCCAGUUUCUCCAGACGCAAACCAAAACCCUGUCCUCCCUACAAAAUCAUAGAAAAUACCACAUUUGCUGUGGAUGCCUUUCAAUAUGGUUACAUCGAAAAUGUAACGCAUUAUUUUCUUACACAUUUUCAUGCAGAUCAUUAUAUUGGAUUGACAAAAUCUUUUGCCAUGCCCCUAUUUAUGAGUCCGAUAACGGCUCGUCUUUUACGUACUUUUAUACCCAUCGAAGAGCAAUAUAUCCAUGUGCUGGAAUUAAAUGAUCCCUAUACUAUAAAUGACAUUGAAAUAACUGCUCUUGAUGCCAAUCAUUGUCCUGGUUCUAUUUUAAUAGUUUUUAAAUUCCUAGAUACCGGCAAAUGUAUACUACAUACUGGUGAUUUUCGGGCUUGGUCUGGCAUGGAAUCUGAGCCUAUAUUUUGGAAUAAUCCCAUAAAUACCAUUUACUUGGAUACCACAUAUAUAUCCAAUAAAUAUGACUUCUGUACACAGUCAGAAUCUAUAGAUAAAGCUGAGCAAAUAAUAAAGGAGUUUAAGAAAAAACAUAAUGGUAAACGUAUACUCUAUAUAUGCGGUUCAUAUAUUGUGGGCAAAGAGAAAUUCUGGUCACAACUGGCAGAAAAAUUUCAGUUAAAAGUAUGGGCUGAAGGUAAUCGUUAUAAAGCCCUCAGGGCCAUGGAAGAAGAACAGUUUAAUAACUUACUAGUAGAGGAUGCCAAGCAAGCCAAUAUGCAUGUUAUAGCCAUGGGAAAGGUAACUUAUUUGGAAUUGGUGGAUUAUUUCAAAUCAUAUGAAGAACAAUACGAUAUACUACUCGCCAUACGACCCAGUGGUUGGGAAAAGAAUACUAAACCUCGUUAUAGUAUAAAAAUCAAUAUAGUAGGCAUUGAAUAUUCCGAACAUUCUAGUUAUGCGGAACUGCGACGUUUUGUUAAGUUUCUAAAACCCGAAAAUGUUAUAAGUACCGUGCCUACCGGCAAGGAUCUUAUGAAGACAGCUAUGGUACCAUUAAACUGGUAUAAAUACAAAGAAUUGAAGAAUAAGAGCAGUUAUCAGCCCACAAUUGAUAGUUAUGUGCAAAAGAAUAAUGUACAAAGUAUACGGCCACCUAAUAGUCAUAAGGGUGGAGUGGAAUAUUUUGUUUCACCUCUAAAGCCGCUUACAAACAAACAGCAUGAAGUUAAUAAUAAUAAUUUAAUAACUGAAAAGGCAAUUUCUUUGGUUUCUACUAAUGCAAACGAUAUCGAAGAACCAUGUGAUGUCCAUAACUCCACAACAAAUCGAGAAAAUUCGAAUAAUUUUGCAGACCAAACACCUGCCAUUAGUAAAAGUACAUCUUCAAAAAUGACAUACAAUUCAUCGGAGUAUUUUGAAACACCUGAUGAGAUUAUUGUAGCUAAAAGAUUGCAGAAAAAGGAAAAAGCCGAGGAAAAAGAAACAAAACAUAAAAGUGGUAAGACACCAGUUUAUAAAACACGAAAAUUGCAACCUACUCAAAAAGAACUUAAAGAGAAAGAUACCAAUAUUAGAGAGGAUAAUAUAACAAAUAAUUAUUCACCAGAUUGUUUCAUGAGUCGUUUUUUGAAAGACGUAAUGAAGCAACAAUUACCAAAUACAAAUAAUUCAAAUAACAAGGAUAAGAAAACAAAUGGCAGUUUGAUGUUAAAUCCACCACAAAGUGAAGAAAAUGACAUUCAGCCAAUAACAUCAAACGGACAAAGAAAUUCCCAAACUUCUGCUAAUAAAACAGCACAAGAAGAUCAGCAAAUUGAUGACAAUAAUAUAAUACGAAAACGAAACCUUAAAGCGAAAGUUCUUUCAGCAACUUCUUCAUCUGACCAACAAAAUAAGCCUAAACAAAAGCCUCAAAAAAAGAAAAUGUUGAAAAAAAAAUCAACACAAAAAACUCCUUCCAAACUUAAUAAAUCAAAAGAUUACCCAAUAAUUAAAUCAAGCUCCAGUAUAAUUUCAAUAGAUUCUUUAAGCGAAGAUGAAUUGCAAUCUACACAAUUAAAAACUGUUCCGAAAACUGAAAUUCCAGAUCUGCAAAAUAGUAAUGAUGACACAAAGACUACAAUAUUUCCAUUAAUAGAAGAAUUGUCAAAUAGAAACAGUGAAUUGCAAGAAGAUUUUCAAAUGGAAGAACAUUUUCCAGGCACAAAUCAAAAGCAACCAGAAACAGAAGCUGCAUUUAACAUAGAUAUUUACACAGAUGGACAAACAGCAAACACAGCUCAACAGCAAGAAUAUUCGUUAGAAAAUCAAUUUGAAAUUUCACAAAAUUCUAGAUCUAGAAUAAAAAGUACCUCGAGCAAAGCUACUUCAACGGAAACAUAUACCAGGGAAGAUAAAGAAUUUGAAGAGAAAUUACUAAAAAUAUCACAAAAAACUAAACAAAAUAAUCAACAAAAAUCUUAUAAAACCUCUACAAAACAUCUAAAUAAAAGAGCAGAAAAUCCCAUUUACAAAUCCACCACCUCUAUAGAAUCUUUAAUAACAGAUGAAGAAUUGCAAACCAUAAAAAUUUUAACGCCAUUAAUAACCAACGAAACAAGCAGUGAAAAAAGUUCAAUUGAAUUGGGCGAUGUAAGCAAAACAAAGCGUUUAAAACGAACCAUAAGCUCUCAGUCAAACGCCUCAACGCCUUUUAAAAAGUCACACACUAGUGACAGUCUUAAUACCGCUGGCCUUUUAAAUAAAAUACUAGAAACAAAUGAAGAUCUUGAAAUAGAUAGAUUUAAUUGUUCACAAUUGGCUGGUCAAAUUGUGAAUCAUAUCAAUCAACAUAAUCCGGAUAAUAGUAAGGAUCAUAUACCGUCUGAGUUGCUAUCAGAUGCCGAUGAAGACUGGAUAUGAAAUUAUAAAAAUUAUAAAGAGAACGAACUCAUUUAAACUGUGAUCAGUGAUUCUACCUAAAAAUAUUUUCAGUUUCAUUGUUAAAGUGCAUUGUCAAAAAAAACUGUUGCUUUUUGUCGAUCAUUUUCCAAUAAUUUUAAGUUAAAUCUCAAAAACGGUUAGAACUAUAUUUUAUUGUUUAUGUUUGUGUAUUAGUAUAAGAUCUCUUUUCUAAAAACUUUUUAUAUGUAUUAUAUAAAUAUUAUUUGAUAUGAA
Molecule: messenger RNA, 4090 nt
Organism: Lucilia cuprina (Australian sheep blowfly)
Lineage: Eukaryota; Metazoa; Arthropoda; Insecta; Diptera; Calliphoridae
Gene: Snm1
Product: DNA cross-link repair 1 protein
Exons: 3
Coding region: 197-3835 (1212 amino acids)
Biological process (GO): double-strand break repair via nonhomologous end joining; interstrand cross-link repair; protection from non-homologous end joining at telomere
Molecular function (GO): 5'-3' DNA exonuclease activity; damaged DNA binding
Source: RefSeq, a predicted model, not a curated record